Nerophis lumbriciformis (worm pipefish) is the source of this 1301-nucleotide messenger RNA. RefSeq names its product SUMO1 activating enzyme subunit 1 (gene sae1). Gene Ontology annotation, cellular component: cytoplasm; SUMO activating enzyme complex. The record is from RefSeq and is a predicted model, not a curated record. Lineage: Eukaryota; Metazoa; Chordata; Actinopteri; Syngnathiformes; Syngnathidae. Gene Ontology annotation, molecular function: SUMO activating enzyme activity. Gene Ontology annotation, biological process: protein sumoylation.
GUACCUCCCUCUGACGUCAUCACUCUGCGCCGAUUCGCGGCUUUUGAAACAAUUGCCAGUGUCGCUUCGCCAAACUUUCACGUUUAUCGUAACUCUUUCUUUCAUUGGCGGGAGGUGAAAUGAUCGACAUGAUCGAGAAGGAGGAUCCGGUCAUUACAGAGGAAGAGGCUGCUCAAUAUGAUCGUCAAAUCCGUCUGUGGGGCUUGGAUGCCCAGAAGAGACUGCGAGGAUCUCGGGUUCUCUUGGUUGGUUUAGGAGGUCUGGGUGCUGAAGUGGCCAAAAACCUAAUCCUGGCUGGGGUAAAAGGACUCACUAUGUUGGAUCACGAAAAGGCAAGCGAGGAGUUGUGCCGUGCUCAGUUCCUGGUGCCGGUAAGCAAGUACGGCCAGAGUCGCGCCCAGGCCUCAGUGGAGCGCGCUCAGACCCUCAACCCCAUGGUGGAGGUGCGGGCCCAAAUCGGGUUAAUUGAGGACAUGCCUGAAAGUUUCUUUCUGCCGUUCAGCGCGGUGUGUCUAACCGGCUGCUCCAGAGCUGUGAUGGUGCGCGUGGACCAUAUCUGCGCGGAGCACAACAUCAUGCUCUUCUCCGGGGACAUCCACGGUUACUAUGGUUACAUGUUCUGCAACCUGGGGCCGGAGCACAGCUACGUGGAGGAGAAACCCAAAGUAGUGAAGCCCUCUGGAGACUCCAACGACGGGCCGGAGGCCAAGAGGGUCAAAUUGGAUCCCAACGAGACCACCAUGGUGAAAAAGACGGCCAAGUUCUGCAUGCUGAAGGAGGCUCUGCAGGUGGACUGGACCACAGAGAAGGCCAAAGCCGGUCUGAAGAAAAGGCCCGUGGACUACUUUCUGCUACACGUCCUGCUGAAGUUCCGUGCGGAAAAACAUCGUGCCCCCGAGCCAAAGUCCUUUGCGGAGGACAGUCAGCUCCUGAGACAGAUCCGCGACGACCUCCUGGAGGCCAUGGGCGUGGGCGCCAACAUCCUUAGCGACGACUUCAUCAGCUACUGUUUCUCCGUGAUGCCUCCUGUGUGUGCCGUGGUGGGAGGAGUCCUGGGCCAGGAAAUUGUCAAGGCUCUGUCCCAAAGAGACGCUCCGCAUCGGAACUUCUUCUUCUUCGACGGCCGCAAAGGAAACGGCAUGGUGGACUACUUUGGACCGAACUGAGGAGGCUCGCUCCAUCAACCUCAUCAUCAUCAUCAUCUUCAUCCGGUUGUUUAUUUAUGGCGUCCAUCACCGACAAUACUCUUCUGUUUUUUUGUUUUUUUUACAUUUAAUAAUAAAAGUGUUACAUAAAAACAA